Messenger RNA from Scaptodrosophila lebanonensis, 3382 nucleotides. Its product is annotated as vesicle-fusing ATPase 1. NCBI's taxonomy places the organism in Eukaryota, Metazoa, Arthropoda, Insecta, Diptera, Drosophilidae. Gene Ontology annotation, cellular component: Golgi stack. Gene Ontology annotation, molecular function: ATP hydrolysis activity; ATP binding. Gene Ontology annotation, biological process: SNARE complex disassembly; Golgi to plasma membrane protein transport; intra-Golgi vesicle-mediated transport. The record is from RefSeq and is a predicted model, not a curated record. The transcript has 8 exons. Bases 389 to 2626 code for a protein of 745 amino acids.
UCAAUAACGGUACUUGCCAUAACAAUCCCAAUCAAAAAGCAAGCAGCUUGUUCUUGCCAAUACAAAUGAGCUGAGCAUCCAACACCAAUAUUUUUCGUAAGUUCUUGAGAACUAGCGAUGAUAUAGACAUCAAUUAAAGUCAAGUGAGACGAAAUUUAAACUGCUGUGACUACGAAGCGAGAUUCUUGAAUCGAUAAUCCGCAGCAAUAUUUAGUAACGGGCACAGGCGGUACUGCGCAGACCUUGCGCAAACAGGGAGGCUGUAACCACAACAACCCCCAACCAGUAAUACGUGCACAUUCCUGCACACAAUUGUUACUCUACGUAAACGUUACUUUAAAAGGACAAGAGCACCUGCAAGGCAGAUAAAUAUAGAAAAUUAAGAAACAUGUCUUACCGUUUGAAGGCCACCAAAUGCCCCACGGACGAGUUGUCGCUCACGAAUCGGGCGAUAGUCAAUGUCAAGGAUUUCCCCGACGAGGUCAAGUAUGCGGACAUCUCUCCAGCUGCCGGACAGCACUUCAUUUUUGCUCUGGAAAAAACCAACGAGGUGCCCAGUGGCUUUGUGGGCUUCUCGCUGGUGCAGCGGAAAUGGGCAAUGCUGUCUAUUAAUCAGGAGCUCGAGGUACGCCCGUACCGGUUCGAUGCUAAUUCCGAUGUCAUCACCUCGGUCUCGUUCGAGACUGAUUUUCUGCAGAAGAAGACUGUCACUCAGGAGCCGUACGAUUCCGACGAAAUGGCUAAGGAGUUCACCAUGCAAUUUGCUAGCCUCGCGCUAACCGUCGGUCAGUCUCUGGUCUUCAAUUUCAAGGACAAGAAGUUGCUUGGUCUGGUGGUGAAGACGCUUGAAGCUAUCGAUCCGAAGUCCCUGAGUGAGGGAAAGCAACCGGCCAUGAGGAAUGUGCGCUUUGGACGUAUAUUGGGCAACACGGUGGUGCAGUUCGAGAAGGCCGAGAACUCGUCCUUGAAUCUGCAAGGCAAGUCAAAGGGGAAGGUGGUGCGCCAGUCGAUCAUCAAUCCGGACUGGGACUUUGGCAAAAUGGGCAUUGGUGGCCUAGAUACGGAGUUCAACGCCAUCUUCCGACGUGCGUUCGCCUCACGCGUCUUUCCACCUGAGCUGGUGGAGCAGCUGGGCUGUAAACACGUCAAGGGCAUAUUGCUGUACGGCCCUCCCGGCACCGGUAAGACUCUGAUGGCACGCCAAAUCGGCACAAUGUUAAAUGCACGCGAGCCCAAGAUUGUAAACGGUCCGCAGAUUCUGGAUAAGUAUGUGGGCGAAUCAGAGGCCAAUGUACGACGUCUGUUUGCCGACGCCGAAGAGGAAGAAAAACGUCUGGGCCCCAACAGUGGCCUGCAUAUCAUUAUUUUCGACGAAAUCGAUGCCAUUUGCAAGCAGCGCGGCUCCGUUGCCGGCAACAGUGGUGUCCACGACACGGUCGUCAAUCAGCUGCUAACUAAGAUCGAUGGCGUCGAUCAGCUAAACAAUAUUCUGGUCAUUGGCAUGACCAAUCGUCGGGACAUGAUCGACGACGCGUUGCUUCGUCCCGGCCGUCUAGAAGUGCAAAUGGAGAUCAGCUUGCCCAACGAGCAGGGUCGUGUGCAGAUCCUUAACAUUCACACCAAACGGAUGCGCGACUUCAACAAAAUGGCCGAUGACGUUGACUGCAAGGAGAUCGCCUCGCUCACUAAGAACUUUAGCGGCGCUGAGAUCGAGGGUCUGGUACGCGCCGCUCAGUCAAGCGCAAUGAAUCGCCUGAUAAAAGCCGAUACCAAGGUCACUGUUGACCCAGAGGCCCUGGAGAAGCUGAAGGUUAAUCGUGCUGACUUCCUACAUUCUCUGGAGCAUGACAUCAAAGCCGCCUUCGGCACGGCCCAAGAAAUACUGGACAACAUGCUGGCCCGUGGAAUUUGUAAUUGGGGCCAGCCGGUGGCCAAUCUUCUGGAAGAUGGCAUGCUAUACGUACAACAGGCCAAGGCGCCCGAAUCCAGUGGUCUCGUAUCGGUGUUGGUGGCCGGUCCACCCAAUUCGGGCAAGAGUGCGCUGGCAGCCAAGCUGGCCAAGAUGUCGGACUUCCCCUUUGUGAAGGUCUGCUCGCCCGAGGAUAUGGUCGGCUUUACCGAAUCGGCCAAAUGUCUGCACAUACGCAAGAUCUUCGACGAUGCCUAUCGCUCCACCCUCAGCUGCGUUGUGGUGGACAAUGUGGAGCGGCUGCUGGACUAUGGCCCUAUUGGACCGCGCUACUCCAACAUGACUCUGCAAGCUUUGCUGGUAUUGUUUAAGAAACAGCCGCCUAAGGGAAGGAAGCUCUUCAUACUCUGCACCACCAGCAGACGUGAGGUCUUGGAGGAAAUGGAAAUGCUGUCGGCUUUCACAUCGGUUCUACACGUGCCGAAUCUUUCCAGUCCUGAGCACGUAAUGGCCGUUCUCGAGGACACGGACAUCUUCAGCAAGAGCGAACUUCAUACCGUGGGCAAGAAAAUGGCUGGCAAGCGGGUCUUCAUUGGCAUCAAAAAGCUGCUGGAUCUGAUCGAUAUGGCGCGUCAGACCGAACCGUCGCAGCGUGUCAUCAAAUUCCUCUCGAAAAUGGAAGAAGAAGGAGGCCUCGACAUGGUGGCACGCAAAUGAGCGGCCCUAGGAAUAAUGCAUAUUUAUAAAAUUUGGCGAGUGCACCGUUUAAAGCAAUCUCAAUUACUAGGAUCUAAGAGGAAGUAGGCCAGGUGCCUUGCGCAGAGCGGGCCGAAUUAUUAUAAGAAACGAUCGCCCGAAAAGAAAAAGACAAAAUUAUCAGAAUCGCAUAGCAGCUACCCCUAUACUAUAUACCCAUAUAUACCUUCUAUAUAUACAACAUAUGUACAAUAGCAUGUUGGGCUUCGCAAUAUAUCUACGAAUAUCGAAUACCCGAAAUUCCUUCAGUCACCUCUCCACCCUCCACUCUCUCUUCGAAUGUUUCCUGAUGCGAGACGCGUACGUAAUAAAUGUGAGACCUGUGACCUGAUUUGGCAUAGCGGGUGUUAUAAAUAUAUACUAUAAUGGCAAAUAUCUGCAGAUACAUACUAUAAUUAUAAAUACACAUACAUUUAAAUAAUUAUCGCAUAGCUGCAUUGCCUGCCUCGGCAUUGUAUUUACAACUAGUUAACAAUUCACAUAUUUUUGUCGUCGUUGUCUUGUCUUUCCUUGUUGAUAGAUUUUCGUCCUGUUAUUAUUAAUUUUAAGAUUCGCUUGGGAAUGAAGCAAACACCAAAUAAAAAUACAAGUCGAGCGUUAAUUAUACUGAUGAUGAGUAGUGGCUUGCAAAAGUUUAUCUAAAUUAUAAUUAUAUACUAUUAAUAUUAAAUGAAAAAAUUAAAUCAAUAUACAUACAUAUACACUAUAUUUAUUGUU